AUGUCAGACGCCGAAUCCGCCGACAAGAAGCGGAACAAACUUGGCUACCAGAGAAUCUCCAUAGCCUGUGCGCACUGUCGUCGUCGGAAGAUCAGAUGCCUGGUCGCAGAAGAUGACCCGGAGCAACGAUGUCAGAACUGCAUCCGCCUCAAGAAGGAAUGCGUCUUCUACCCGGUCGACCAACAGGCGGCCAUGGACGCUCGAUCUGAAGCGUCGAGCAAGGCCGGCAUACCAUCGGGAGCAUCCUCGACCGUCUCUUCGUCGCCUACACAGCUGGUAACGAGACAGCUCAACACCGCGGGACAGCACUUUGGCGGCAGCUUUCACAACGCGACGACCGAGUCUCCGGGAGGCUUUCAGGGUGUUCCAAUACCCCCUGGCGGUGGCAUGCCACCACAAGGUGGCUACGCGCCUCAUGAAUACCAGCAUCCUCACCGAGAGAGCCCGUCGUGGAACGGUCAGGAGUUCGGCGCACAUCCUCAGGCAGUAUCAGUCCCUGCGACUGGUAGUAUGCCACAUCCGUUCGCGAGGUACGGAAGUACAGCAGGAGACACUGCACCGUUUCCUGGCUCGAUGGAUCAGCCGCCGCAGAACACGCGAUCAGAAACGAUGAACUACCCUCCUGAGCAUCUCCAGCAAGCCUGGCCGCAACAACAGACUCAUCAACCCGUUCGGUCGAUGUCUUACCCAGUCGCCGAUUAUUCAGGCCACAACGCGUACAUGUUCCCUUUCGAUCAACAGGCUCCUGGCUCUUAUGUGCAACGACAGCCACACCCUCAGGCGCAGCGACAUGACCCGCGCUUAGUUCAGAUGGCUCCUCAGCAAGUUCCUGUCGAACAUCAGCAAUACAUGGUUCCACACGACCAGCGAGGCACAAGCAUGCCCGUCAUGCCUGGCUACCCCCCUCAGCAACCGAUGCCCGCGAAUUGGUAUCCUGAUCCAUCGUCGUUUCAUCACCCUGGCGAAGAAGAGACGCGAGACAGCGGGUAUGGUGGCUAUCACGGUCGACAUGGCUAG
Molecule: messenger RNA, 1017 nt
Organism: Zasmidium cellare ATCC 36951
Lineage: Eukaryota; Fungi; Ascomycota; Dothideomycetes; Mycosphaerellales; Mycosphaerellaceae
Exons: 3
Coding region: 1-1017 (338 amino acids)
Biological process (GO): regulation of DNA-templated transcription
Molecular function (GO): DNA-binding transcription factor activity, RNA polymerase II-specific; zinc ion binding
Source: RefSeq, a predicted model, not a curated record